GGGUCAGAGUUCACAGGGAGUCCUACCAACGCGGAUUAGUACGACAGCCGGUUGUAUUCGUAUCAAAAUUACAUUUUUUCUUCCCUUCAGACCGCUGUGAACCAGUUUUAAACAUGUCUGGAAGAGAAGGAGGCAAGAAGAAACCACUGAAGGCGCCCAAGAAACAGACCAAGGAUAUGGAUGACGAUGAUGUGGCUUUCAAGCAGAAGCAAAAGGAAGAACAGAAGGCCAUGGAGGCGAUGAGGGCCAAAGCUUCAGGAAAAGGACCUCUAGGUGGCAGUGGCAUCAAGAAAUCAGGCAAGAAGUAAAAUCUGGCGAAGAUGUAUGUUCGCUCCCCAGCCUUGCUUCCUCCGUCUGCGAUCUGUGUAUAUUCACUGAGAAGAAUACAGUUUGUUUUGCUCUGUUUAACAUGAACCUCAUCAAACUCUCAACCAGCCCUGGUGUUGACCACCUCCACCAGUGAGUUGUUUUGUGCACAUGAGAAGUGUCAGCUAUCAGAAACACAAACUCACCCCAAGUUCUUUUUUCUUCUGAUUUAUGUUGUGUUGUAAAGAGGGAGAUACUAAUAAAGUUUUUUGUAAUUA
This is a messenger RNA of Chelmon rostratus (copperband butterflyfish), 584 nucleotides long. RefSeq names its product translation machinery associated 7 homolog (gene tma7). The coding region runs from base 114 to 308 and encodes 64 amino acids. The record is from RefSeq and is a predicted model, not a curated record. NCBI's taxonomy places the organism in Eukaryota, Metazoa, Chordata, Actinopteri, Chaetodontiformes, Chaetodontidae. The transcript has 4 exons.